Messenger RNA from Penicillium verhagenii, 1659 nucleotides. RefSeq lists its product as uncharacterized. NCBI's taxonomy places the organism in Eukaryota, Fungi, Ascomycota, Eurotiomycetes, Eurotiales, Aspergillaceae. The transcript has 3 exons. The record is from RefSeq and is a predicted model, not a curated record. Bases 1 to 1659 code for a protein of 552 amino acids.
AUGGAAGGUGCUUCACGGACGCAGGGCCAGAUCUUACCCGGGAAACCCGACUCCAAAGCACACCGAGGAUUCGACCGGAUGCCGCGCCACAGGAUCCGAGAAGAUCGGUAUGAGUACAAGGGUGCCGAUAAUAGCAAAACGCAGUCUGCAUCACAAAACGGAAAAACGAAGAGAAGGCGAAGCAGAAAACACACGAUGAACGAUGUCUUCCAUGCGGCCAAUGUUGCUCGCGAGAGAUUAACGCUUCGCGGCAAUCAAAAUGUUGGUAUUUUCAAAAAAGGCAAGGCAUCAUCUCCACUCAAGCUACACGAUGCGCAGGAUCUUGCAUUCUCAGAGACAUUGUUCCUAACAAAAAGACGACGAGAUUCUCCAACCAAUUCUCCACCCAGAGACAAGAAGCGGAAGAUGGCUCACAAACCUGUAAAGAAUGGAAAAAAUCGACAGCAGAAGCGGCCUGAGUACAUGUUUUCUGACCUUCCCAAGGAACAAGACCUUGAGGGCGACAACACAGAACAGCCUGUCUCCCGGGCUGAUGAAUCUUGUCCUCCGAAUGAAGGAAUUGAGAUUCACAGAACCUGCUCCCUGGGCAGAAGCCAGGCCGUGAAUUUUCAGAAAGGUCAAACAGAUUUGAGGAGGCCAGAUUCAUCAUUGAAAAAUCCAAUCGAAAGGGUCGCCAAUGAUUCCCAGUCCGCUACACCUUAUACCUGGUCCAUCACAAGUCGGGGGAAGUCCCAACGAGAGCAUGCUUUGGAGGCUGAGCUGUUGAAAGUCCUUCUCGUGGGCCUUUACCCAGUCGAUGGAGCUGCCCAGUGCACGAACUCAAAGCAAGAUGUGCCGCGAUACUACAAUAUUGAUGAGUUGAGAAGUCUUCUCGAAAGUCGAAAAAUGCACUGGACAUCAGAGAAUAAUUCCCCUCGCCAGAAUAUGGCCCUUUCGCCGGCCAUCUCCUUCCAUCAAGAUCGCAUAAUCAGGCCCAACAAGAUCCAUGAAAAUAUGUCAAGUGGAUAUAUUUUUGAUCCUAACUUGAAGUAUGUCCAAUCAAGCCAUACGGGAGAAAGGGAAUCGAUACAGAAGGGGAAUAUCUUAGAGAGAGAACCAACUAAACCGGCCAGUCGGCCCCAGUGCGAAAUGAUCAACUUGAUGUCACAGCCCAAUCGGCUAGAGCGACCCUGCGACAAAAUCUAUGGUAUCCAAGAGACAUUAGAACGCCGAUCAGAUGAUUUUUUUCCCAGCACUCUGGAUGCAGCAUUCCAGGCGAUUGUGGACCCCAAACCCACAGCUGAGGUAGAUGAUUUGACAACCAGUGGAAUACAUCAGGCUUCACCAAUCUUUGACUUGGAAGCCACCAUGAAAAUGGUCGAUCCCAAUGGCACAGAGAUCUCAAAUAUUCCUUCGAGGGGCGCACUGCUACAUUCCCACUCCGGGGUUGAGUCACUAUAUUCUCACUCAUUUGCUGCUCAUAGCCAUCUCGAUUCCAUGAAUUCGAUCACACACCACGGGAGUGGUCGAGGUAACGCCAUACAGCCUGAAAUCCGACCCAGCAAGUUUAUGGAUGCCUCAAAGAUGCAAAGACAGUUACUUAUACAUUCCACUAACAUUUCUUAUCCAAACGAUGACCCCAUUCCGCCUGGAUUCUGGCGGCAAAAUAAAUUACAUUAA